Molecule: messenger RNA, 576 nt
Organism: Rasamsonia emersonii CBS 393.64
Lineage: Eukaryota; Fungi; Ascomycota; Eurotiomycetes; Eurotiales; Trichocomaceae
Exons: 2
Coding region: 1-576 (191 amino acids)
Source: RefSeq, a predicted model, not a curated record
AUGGGCUCAUCGUUCUCCAAGCCCAUCCGGUCCGCAGUCGGCGCGGCCUCGCGCCGUCAGUACCCCAAGACGCCCUCACCGUCGACGACAGCGGCGGCCGGUCCUGGGAAGACUCAACCUCAACCCCAACCCCGACCUGAAGGGCCGACAUAUCACUCGAAGGAGCAGGCUUCUGCGUCGAGAUCUGAAGCCAUUGACCUCGACGCGCGCGAUCCUCACUUCGCUGCCUCUCUGCGCUCCAUCGGCCCGGUGACGCCCAACCCGACGCUCUCCAAUUCGAGCACAUUCAACAACAAAUACCCUCAAGGGCCAUCCGUCUUCCCCGACGCCGCGAACCCGGCGCUCCUGGUCCUCUCCUCGCGCGCGCGAAUCGCCAAGGCCGCAGAGGAAGAGGCAGAGUCCUUUGGCCGCCAGAGCCACGAGGGGCGGCAGUUCCUGGACGUCUUGACGAUCCGGAAGGCAUUGUCAAUGCGGGAUGAACAGGGGUUGCCGGACGGGGAGAUCGAGAGGCUGCUGCGGUUGAAGAAGGGGGUUGUUGCGAGGUUAGGGAGGAAGGGGCUUGUCGGAGAGGUUUGA